UCGACAACUCUACUUAUUCAGCUGGCAGCGCAAAGUCGAAAAAAAUGAGGUCGAGAAGGCAGUUUUCCGGCUUAUUAUUAAUUUUAAUUAAUUUAAUUAGUCAAAUAAACGCACAGUCCAAUGAAGUGAUCGGCUGUGGUGGUUUUAUAAAAAGCCAUGCCGAUAUUGACUUUUCCAAAGUGGAAAUAAAACUCUUGACCAAACAGGGCUCACUGAAAGAUAAGACCGAUUGCUCACCAUCGAAUGGCUACUACUUCCUGCCCAUCUAUGACAAGGGCGAAUAUUUGCUAAGCAUUGCUCCACCGCCAGGUUGGAGCUUUGAGCCCGAACACGUUGAACUUAAUUUCGACGGCAAGAAUGACGUGUGCAGCCAGGGCAAAGAUGUUAAUUUCGUAUUCAAGGGCUUUGGCAUUACGGGCAAAGUGGCUCUAGCUACAGGUAGUGGUGCACGGGACGUAGAUGUAGAACUGAAAUCGGAGCAGGGCGACAUUCGUCGCACAAAAACCGACAUCAAUGGCAUCUUCUUCUUUACACCGAUUAUACCCGGCAAAUAUGUGGUGCGUGCCACCCAUGCCAGAUGGCAUUUCGCCAAGGCGGAGCACAAUGUAGUUGUGGUCAGUGGCAAUACUGAACUGCCGGCUAAUUCUUUGGUGGUAUCUGGCUUUGAUAUCAAUGGACGUUUCGAUACCAGCUCCCAAUUGCCGUCAAAUAUUGCUGUGGUGCUCUAUAAGAAAAAGGGUCAAACUCUCCAGACCAAGUGUGCAAAUUCCCCCACUGCACCCGCCAACAAGCUCAAGAACGAAUACGAAAGCGCAGCCUCUUGCUAUGCGGUGGUAGAUAAAGGUGAAUACAGCUUCAAAGAUGUGCCGACAGGCAAAUACUUGCUGCAGGCCAUUAACGAGAAUCAAAACUUAAAACUUCAUUUGACUCCGAGCUUUUUGGAGGUGGAGUUGGGCAAGGAUACGCUGCAGAUUAAAGAAGAAUUCAAGAUUAGCGGCUUUACUGUCUCCGGUCAGGUGUUGGACUCCGCUGGCGGUGCACCACUUAAAUCAGCUAUUGUCAAGCUCAACAAGGAAAAGGUAGCCGAAACAGAUGCCACGGGCAGCUAUACGCUGGAGAACAUCAAAGCGGGCAGCUACAACAUUGAAGUCGAGUAUCCACAACUGCAAUUCGAGCCAGUGCAGGUGAAGACGCAGAUUGCCACGCCCAACCUGCCCACAAUUGUGCCUUCUGCUUACGAAGUGUGCGGCAAAGUCGUCUCCCAGAAAUCCUAUGUCGUUGGCAUCACGAAAAUCGGCUCCACCUUCCACACGACAACUGCCACGAAGGCAGAGAGCGGCGUCUGGUGUGCAUAUCUGCCCGCUGGCAAAUACAAUAUUGAGGUCCUCACCACGGAUGUAGAUAAAUCGAGUGGUGUUCAAUUCUUCCCUGUGCAGCAGCAGGCCGAAGUGCGGGAUGGCCCAGUGAAUGGCAUUAGCUUCUCGCAGCUGCGUGCCACUAUCCGUGGUGAGCUGCAGUGCCUACCGGAUGCCACGGCCACCUGCACCUCCGCAGAGAUUACACUACAGGGUCUGGACGCCACCGGACAGCCCACGGACAACAAAUGGAAGGCUAGGGCUUAUCGUGGCAAAUAUGCUUUUAAGGAUGUAUUGCCUGGUCCCUAUGAGAUAACAAUUCCCCAGGGCAAUCUGUGCUAUGAAUCGACUCGCGUCUUCCUAAAUGUCGCCGCUGCAACGGAGACAGCGCCGCCCUUCAUACACAAGGGUUACGAAGUGUCCAUUAUAUCUAGUCAUCGCGCUCUGAUGCGCUACAUCCAUGUCACAGGACCUUCUGAACCCAAGGCCCCCGUUGAGACACUGAAGAUUCUUUCAGGCGUCAACACCUUCUGUGUAUCCAAAUACGGCAGCUAUGACUUUAAGCUGGAAGGUUGUCACAUUUACGAUGAUUCGUUGCCCAGUAAAUUCAUCACCCCAGAACCUGAUCAGCUGCAGACGUUAAUUGUGAAUGCCAUUGCCCACAAGACGGGUGUGCGUGUGCUGUCCACAGAUUCCAAUCUGGACUCUCUAAGACUUGCUGUGGAAUCGGAAUCGUUGGGCAAGCAAAUUAUUACUCCAACUGCUGAGGCACAUAAAGUGGAUGGCAAAUUUGCAUUCCGUUAUGAAACAUAUCUGAAGCCAGAGGAAAAGCUAAACAUUAAACCCCUGAGUGAUAUACUCUUAUUUACGCCUCAGCAUCAGCAGAUCGUGGGCAGCAGUGAUUGCGUUGAUAUUGCUUUCAAUUUUGUGGCCACGCGUGGUCUCAUAUUGCGCGGCAAAGUUGUGCCCGCAAUUAAGGAUGCCAAGAUAACGCUCAGUUUUCCCGAGCAUCCAGAACUUGAAUCCAUUGAAGUGCUCAGCUCGAUUACAGGUGAAUUCAAAUUUGGUCCUAUCGAUGAUACUCUCAAAUUCGAGCUGGCUGCUGAAAAAGAAUCCUAUGUAUUCAGCGAAUACAAUCGCCAGUCGAAUUCCUUUAGCGCCCACAAAUUGUGUGAGAUUGAAGUCACGGUACUGGACGAUGCAGGACAACCACUGAACGGAGUGUUGCUCUCGCUUAGCGGCGGUGAAAGCUAUCGCAAGAAUCUAGUCACUGGAGACAAUGGCGCCAUCAAUUUCCAUUCGCUAUCGCCCUCACAGUACUUCCUGCGGCCUAUGAUGAAAGAAUACAAAUUUGAGCCAAAUUCCAAAAUGAUUGAUAUCAAGGAUGGCGAAACUGUUCAGGUUACUCUAACUGGAAAGCGGUACGCUUACUCUAUUUUUGGCACAAUUACAUCCCUCAAUGGCGAUCCCUUCCCGGAGGUAAAUGUUCAGGCCAGCGCUACGGAUAGCUGCCAGCAUCAACAAGAAGAGGCAAGCAGUGAAAUCAACGGACAAUACCGCAUUCGUGGCCUACAGCCUGGAUGCACCUACACCAUUCGCGUAUUGACGGACGAUGACAAAGUCUAUCGUUCCAUACCGGAAAGCCACACAGUUACCGUUGGUAACGAGGAUGUGCGAAAUAUUAAUUUGAUUGCUGUAAAUCCCAUCAAUAUUGUGGAUGUUACUGCCACAAUUAUGGCCUCACAAAAUGAUUUCUAUAAGACAUUGCGCAUUGUUAUGUACAGGCAGGGCGCCUCCGAUUCGCCUGUGUUUUCACAACGUGUGGCGUCUCCACUAAAUCCCAAGUCAAGCUUCAAUCCUGGAAUUAUGGUGUAUUUCCCGCGCAUACCACGCGACGGCAAGACCUAUGUAGUCGAGCUGCAAUCGACGCUGUCGGAGAAAACGUACUCCUACAAGCUACCCUCCUUCACCUUUGUGGCGGACAAAAGUUCUGUCUAUGUGAAGCUGGACUUCAAUGCAGAGGUGCGUGCAACUGAAGCGGAUCUCAAUCAGAAUUCCAUAUCAGCUCUGGUGCUCAUUGCACUGGUGGCCAUUGCCUUCUUCAAACAGGACUUGGCCGUGAAUUUCCUCAGCUUUGUGUGGAGCAAGCUGAGCGAUGUCGUCACAGAUGUGGCCCAAAGGCAGAAGGGCAAGGCGACCAUCCGUAAAAACGAGCCCAUCAAUCAGCGGGAGAUCGAGCAGAUGGCCGAUCAGAUAAAUGCAAUUAAAAAGAAAAAGGUCAAAAAGACUUAAAUUAGCCCUUACAAUUUAGUCACCAUCGGUAUUCGGUUUUUCUUUUAAUUUUUUCCCUCAUAUUUUUUAUUUUGUUUUCCUCUUGAGAUUUUCCGACUUGAGUUAAAACUUAGCAUUUUUUUUAUUGCAUUUUCCGGAACAAAUAAUGGUAGUCGUU
Molecule: messenger RNA, 3804 nt
Organism: Drosophila hydei
Lineage: Eukaryota; Metazoa; Arthropoda; Insecta; Diptera; Drosophilidae
Product: nodal modulator 3
Exons: 6
Coding region: 45-3647 (1200 amino acids)
Cellular component (GO): endoplasmic reticulum membrane
Molecular function (GO): carbohydrate binding
Source: RefSeq, a predicted model, not a curated record